UUUUGAUAUAAAAUACAUUGUGCCGCUGUGCAAUUGCUGGCCCUGCACAGAAAAAGAAACGUCCAGUCUUGGGGGGUUUCGCAGUUCAUUGAAUGAGGUCUAUUGAGUGCUCAGUACAACAACAAAAAAAAACCUGCUCUGGACUGCGGUUGUGCCUGUACUUGUGCUUGUGCUUGCGCGAUGUGGGAAUCUUCUCUCUCUAUCUCCCGCUUCCACCUGGUCUCUUCUCUUUUUUUUUCCUCUGCUCAGCUCCUUCUUUUUCUUCGCUCUCUUUCUUCUCCCCCUUCCUUUCCUCCCUUUGCCCUUUUCCUCUUUCUUAUUAUUAUUACUAUUAUUAUUUAUAAUCCCUGUCCGCCUGUCUCUCUGUCUGUCUGUGUGCGUAUCGGACUGUUCCUCUGCCUGUGGUUAGUACUCUAUCUCUCUCACUCUCUCACUCUCUCGCUCUCCCGUUCCAUCCUUUGUUUCUUUGUCUCUUUCUAUCCUAUCCUCUCUUGGCUUGUGCUUACAAAGACAAAUACACGCACACAUACACAUUCUCUGUCGUCUCACUCCGCUACCCUCAAACCACUUCCUUCCUUGCAUAACACACGUACAUAUACUCAAACACAGGCACACACACACAUACACACACACAAGUGGACAUACACACGCAGACACGCGCGUGCCUGCUCUCUCUUUCUCUCUCUUGUCUCUCUGUCCGAUCCCUUGUGGAUUGUUGGUGCGUCCUUCCUCCGUCCUUCUCUGUUCUGUGCUCUCUGGGUCGUCUGUCUCCUGGGUGUGUCUGUAUUCAGUCAUAUCUAUAGCAAUAACAAUAACAACACAGGCGUAUAUCCGGACCAACAAAAGAAAAGGCGAGAGCACUUGUCAUCAUCAACUUUAAUCGUCCCAAAAAGCCCGCCUCGAAUCCCGUCCCUCUGAAUUCCUUUGUUUUCUCCCAAAGGCAAGUAACAUUUGAUGAUUAUCCUUUUGGGCGUAAGAAAAAACAAAAACAAAUAAGCAUCGGAUGGUGUUUCGUGAAGGAAAUGUACUCUACGUUAAUGGAUGUACGCUACCGAUCAGGCACAAAAAUAACCGGAUCGCGUAUAGACUUGAUUUAAGACAAGAGGGAAGAGGAGGCACUCAGAAUACCUGAUCAUAGCUGGGUCCUUACUUCACUGGGUUGUCGUGCAUCCCCGCUCAGUUGUUCUUUUUACUACUCUUUGC
Molecule: messenger RNA, 1203 nt
Organism: Gamsiella multidivaricata
Lineage: Eukaryota; Fungi; Mortierellomycota; Mortierellomycetes; Mortierellales; Mortierellaceae
Exons: 3
Coding region: 181-918 (245 amino acids)
Source: RefSeq, a predicted model, not a curated record